AUGGGAGUUUUUUGGUUAAUAAUUCCAACAACCUACACGUAUUACACCGUCAAAGAAUUGGGUGAAAUUCCGUUCUUUUGUCCAUCCGAAUACAAGUAUCCCUCCGUAACGAUGCAACGCAUUUGUAAAGUUAGGGCUUCGAAUAUCAUUCUUAUGUGGAUAAGAUUUAUCACGAUAAUAUUCAUUAUAACUUUUGUCGGAGUUGAAGGAGAUAAUUUCAUUUUACGCAUGGGAUUUAAUGAUGACCGAGAGAAGAAACGGGUCGUUAAUAAAGUGCAAAGGAGACCGAGGCAGAAUAGCAAAUGUGGUAAUGAUGUGGGGGCCAUGUUGGUUUGUUUGGACAAUAGAAAGAGAUAG
This is a messenger RNA of Funneliformis mosseae, 357 nucleotides long. The record is from the annotation of a GenBank genome assembly. Lineage: Eukaryota; Fungi; Glomeromycota; Glomeromycetes; Glomerales; Glomeraceae.